Molecule: messenger RNA, 2740 nt
Organism: Silurus meridionalis
Lineage: Eukaryota; Metazoa; Chordata; Actinopteri; Siluriformes; Siluridae
Gene: xkr6a
Product: XK, Kell blood group complex subunit-related family, member 6a
Biological process (GO): phosphatidylserine exposure on apoptotic cell surface; engulfment of apoptotic cell; apoptotic process involved in development
Cellular component (GO): plasma membrane
Source: RefSeq, a predicted model, not a curated record
CCACCUGGAGCAAGUAUAUAAAGCACAGAGAAAAAACAAAACACAUGUUAGAGGUCAUCAGUGACAUGGUCCCACUGUUGCUAUGGAAACAACACUUCUUUGGUUUAGAGAAUCCAUCUAGUUACCAAGGUAACCAAUAAUACAAAAAAGGCAUAGUGCUUUUUAAUUUAUCGCUGAGGUUCGGUUACAACAAGUGCACCUAGGUUUGAAAGCAUGGCACAUACAAAAAGAGGUGAUACAAGUGAACAUUGCGGUAAUGGUUUCAUACCUGUUAUGAUAAUCUUGGGUUCUCAGUCAAUUCCUGAAAAAAAAGAUGGAGUGAAAACAGGCACUAGGUGAUGUCACUUGGUGUCUUAGAUCGUUGGUGUUCCUCACAGAGAAAGAAAGCGCUUCACACCAUACAUUCUGGAGUCAGGAAGAGCUGUCGUGCUGCUUUACCUCACUGAUCUGAUCAUCUAUAUUAAAAACAGAAGGAAAUUAUAUUGGGUAGAGGCAUCGACCAAACUGAGAGUUGGAUAUGUUAAUAAGUCUGCUACUUCAAUCUCAAGGAUGCAUGGCUAUACUGCCACCUUCUGGAUGAGGCUUUUAUCACAUAGGAACGUCUUAACAAAAUCCGAAUUAUAUAUACUCCACAAAACCAUUACUACAGACAUGAGUAGUUGGCUGCAGAGCACAGGUAUUUGGGAAGUGACGUCAGCAGCCCCGAAACGGAGGAAGGGGGGACGAAACGUUUCGGCGAGCAAGAUGGCAGCGAAAUCCGAUGGCGUGGGGGUCGUUACCGGGUUCGCGCAUCUGGAUGAGCAGGACGAUGCGGCGGCCAACGACGACGACCUGGACAGCGCGGCCAUUCACAUCUGCCACUGCUGCAAGUCGUCGUCGUGUUACUGGGGCUGCCGGAGCGCGUGCCUGCGCUCCUACGGCCAAGGGAACCGGAGAAGAGGAAGAGGAGCGGAGGAGCGCUUAUGGCUGGACUGUCUGUGGAUCGUGCUGGCCAUGCUCGUGUUCUUUUGGGACGUGGGCACCGAUGUGCUGUUGGCCGUGGAUUACUAUUUGAAACGGGACUACGCGUGGUUCGGGCUCACGCUCUUUUUCGUGCUCGCUCCGUCCGUGCUCGUGCAGAUCCUCAGCUUCAGGUGGUUCGUGCAGGACUACACGGGCGGAGGCCUCGGUCUGGUGCAGGGUCUGAGCAAGAGAGCCACCGCUGGACUGAGCGCAGGCAAGUACGGCCGGCGUACGUGCUGCCACAUCUCCAUCUGGACAUGGCAAGUGCUGGUGCAUCUCCUGCAACUGGGCCAAGUGUGGAGAUACAUUCGGACUAUGUACCUGGGCAUCCAGAGCCGACGUCAGACCAAACACAGGCGGAGAUUCUAUUGGGCCAUGAUGUAUGAAUAUGCUGAUGUCAACAUGCUUCGGCUGCUGGAGACAUUUUUGGAGAGUGCUCCCCAACUGGUGCUACAACUUUGCAUUAUGAUCCAGAAGAACCGGGCUGAGACUUUGCAGUGUGUCUCUUUAUUGGGAUCACUGAUGUCUCUGUCCUGGGUGUUAGCUUCAUACCAUAAGCUCCUGCGGGACUCCAGAGAUGAUAAGAAGAGCAUGAGCUAUCGAGGGGCACUGAUUCACAUCUUUUGGAGGCUCUUCACCAUUUCUUCAAGGGUGCUCUCCUUUGCUCUCUUUGCAUCAAUCUUCCACAUCUACUUUGGCAUUUUUGUGGUUAUGCACUGGUGUGCCAUGGCCUUCUGGAUUGUGCAUGGAGGCACUGAUUUCUGCAUGUCUAAGUGGGAGGAGGUGCUAUUCAACAUGGUGGUUGGCAUUGUCUACAUAUUCUGCUGGUUUAACGUGAAGGAAGGCCAGACACGCUACCGGAUGAUGAUCUACUAUUUUGUGGUGCUGGCUGAGAACACGGUGCUAACCUGUCUGUGGUAUACCUACAGAGACCCAACCACCACAGACUCUUACGCAGUGCCAGUCCUGUGUGGCGUUUAUGUAAGCUUUGCCUCAGGAGUGGUCUUCAUGGGCAUCUACUAUGGAGUCCUUCACCCCAUGGGCCCAAGGAUGAGGGUGCUAGCCAGCUCCUGCUGUGCCGAUCUACUGUGGGGUCUCCCUUUACCCCCUGAGGCCGAGCCAAUGGCACCAACCCCCGGUCCUUAUGCCACACAAACAACCCCGAGCAGGGCAUCCACAACAGGUUAUGGGCAGCAGGAUGAGUCCACGGCAGAAACCUGUCUACCAGUGUUUCAGGUACGAUCCCCUGAACACACCACACCAUUGGGUCGUCAUCGACCAGAAGGGCCGCUCAUCAAGAUUGAUAUGCCCCGCAAACGUUACCCAGCCUGGGAUGCUCACUUUGUGGACCGGCGCCUAAGAAGGACAAUUAACAUCCUGCAGUUUAUCAGCCCCUCGGCUGUAGGCAUCAGGUACAGGGAUGGGCCACUUCUCUAUGAGCUCCUGCAGUAUGAGUCUUCUCUGUGACUAUGUUUUCUCUUCUCUACACCCUUCAAAUUUUUCUUUAGUUUUUUUACCAUUAGCCAUUAUGUGUUCUUGUUUGUUUUUUUUUUACCUUUUAUUCAAAAUCAAAAGGGUUUAAAGUUUUUUGCAACAAAAAAUGUUUUGUAAUUAUUUAUUAUAAAUGAAUACGUAAAAUGUGAAAAACAAAACUUGAUCUUAGUCAUUGUACAUUUUCUUAUGCAAACUGUGAGUGUAUAUUUAUUUGUACAUAUGCAUCUUUUUUUAUAUAGUCUAU